GUGCACUUGUUUCGAGCGCUACACAGGACCAGGAGGCCAAGGCUUGAGCGGAAAGAGAGGUUUGGUGUUUCUGGAGCCAUGGACUACCAACAGAAACUGGCAGAGAAACUCACCAUCCUCAAUGAGAGAGGCAGUGGGGUGUUAAUCCGCAUGAACUACAUUAAAAAGACCUGUGCAGACCCUAAGCUGCGGCUCUCCCUCCUGAAUGAUAAAUCCAUGGAGACCGCCAUCAAGUACAUCAACAAGAAAUUCCCCAACAUUGACUUCAGAGGAAACAUUCAAAAUCUGAACAGCAUCCAGCGACAGAAAUCUGAAGUGUUGGCAGCCACAACGAGCUACUACGACUCGUUCCUGGACGUCAUCGAGUUCAGGGAUCACGUGUAUGAGCUGCUGAACACCAUAGAUGCCUGUCAGUGCUUCUUUGAUAUUGCAAUCAACUUUGACUUCACCAAGAACUACUUGGAUCUGAUCAUCACCUAUACGUCUGUUAUCAUCACACUGUCUCGUAUCGAUGAUAAGAAGGCACUGGUGGGAAUGUUCAACUGCGCCCAUGAGAUGACCAAUGGGAGCAGUGACCCCUCCUACCCACGGCUCGGCCAGAUGUUUGUGGAGUAUGAGCAUCCUUUGAAGAAGCUCACGGAAGAGUUUGGCCCUCACACAAAAUCUGUGACAGCGGCCUUGCUGUCUCUGAGGAUGGUUUACCCACGCAGGAACCUGCCAGCAGAGCAGUGGCGUAGCGCCCAGCUCCUCAGCCUGCUGAGUGCUCCAGCCACCAUGCUGGACCCGGCCUGCUGCGACACUAUGGCAUGUGAAUACCUGUCUAUGGAGGUGAUGGAGCGAUGGAUAAUAAUCGGCUUCCUGUUGUGCCACAGCAGCCUGAACGUCAACCAGGCCUCUCAGGAGCUGUGGAAGAUGGCUCUGCGGAGCGGCCUCUUCCUCAUCCUCACCAGAGACGAGGUUCUCAACAUACACAAGGUCUCCGAGGACCUCUUCAUCAACAUCAAAGGAUAUAACAAGCGAGUUGCAGACAUCAAGGAAUGCCGUGAGCAUGCUUUACUCAACAGUGGAGCUAUGCACAGAGAGAGGAGGGAGUUUCUGAGAGGAGCGUUGAAGGAAUUAUAUAAAGUUCUGGAAGAUGAACCUGGACUUCUGGGACCAAAGGCCCUGUUUGUCUUCAUGGCUCUGUCAUUCUCCCGUGACGAGGUCCUGUGGCUCGUCAGACACUCUGAGAAUAUGCCAAAGAUAAAGACGCCCGAGGACUACGUUGACAAUCAGAUGGCAGAGCUGCUGUUCCACAUGGAGAAGUUACGAGGUCUGAUGAGCAAGUACAACUACGUAGUUCAGCGCUACCAUGUCCAGUACCUGGCACAGUUUGAUGCCAUGGUCCUCAAUGACACCAUACAGAACAUGUAUGUUUGUCCAGAAGAGGAGUCAGUCCUGUUGACCUCAUUCGUCUCAACCCUCUCUGCUUUGUCAAUCAAACAAGUGGAAAACAAAGAGGAGUUUGACUUCAGAGCAAUUCGACUGGAUUGGCUGAGAUUGCAGGCCUACACAAGUGUGAACAAGGCCCCUCUUCCUCUAAGGGAGUACACCGACUUAGCGAAGGUGAUGAACCUGAUUCAGUUUCACACAAGGAUGGUGGACAGUGCGGAAGACCUUCUGCAGGAAACAUCUGAGGUGUCCAUCCUGGGUUUCUACCCACGUGUUUUUGAGAAGAUGUUUUGCCAGAGCAGUGAGGAUAUCAACAUGAAGCGUUACCUCAUGGCCUUCCCGAUUGCCUGUUCUCACUUCAGCCAGUGUGGACACCCGCUCUGCCCAGAAGAGACAGAGGCAAUGGAGAAGAGGAGUCUGCGCCUGUGUGUGACCUUCCUGGAGCAGAUAGCCAAGCAGACCAGCAGUAUUGUGUUAGAUAUAUGUGCUGAGCAGUGCAACCUCAAUGACCAGCUGCAGCCCAGGCACUGUGCAGAGGCCAUCAGCGCCGCUCGCCACAGAAAGCAAAAGAAGCCGGUGCAAAAGAAGGGAGAGGUCCAGAAAGAGAAACCAGGGGCUGAAAGCAUGAGGAAAGACCGCAUCGUCGUUACCAAUGUGGACAAGAUGCAUCUGAUACUGACAGAGCUGUGCUCGUCCUACAGCCUCUGCAGUGACUUUGUUGUUUUUGACCACAUCGUCGUUCCCACAGAGUUCCUCAUUUCCCAUCUGGAGACACGCCUCUCUGAGAUCAUCGUGAGAAUGGCAAAUUACAACCAGACCACCCAGGAGAUAGCCCGGCCCUCGGACCUCCUGGCGGCGUUGAGAGCCUAUACAGCCAGCCUGCACUGCCUCUCCAGCUACAUCAAUGUGGACAUCACCCGGCUGGUGAAGAAUGUCCUGCUGCAGCAAACACAGCCCCUGGACUCACGUGGAGGGCAGACCAUUACCACUAUCUUCACUACCUGGUACCUAGAGAGUCUCUUGCGUCAGGCCAGCAACUCCCUCAUCGUUCACUGUCCCACGAUGCACUGCUUCAUCAACACCGCUACUGACAACGAGCCAAGUUUCAGAGCAGAGGAGUUUUCGGAUAUAUCAGAGUUACAGUCCCUGGCGGAGCUAAUUGGUCCGUACGGUCUGAAGUUUCUGAGUGAGAACCUGAUGUGGCACAUCACCUCUCAAGUCAGUGAGCUGAAGAAACUGGUGAGAGAGAAUAUGGACGUCUUGGUACAGAUGAGGAACAACUUCGAUAAGCCAGAGGAAAUGGCUAAUCUUAAGAAGAGGCUGACAGGUGAGAAGUGGAUAGAGACGUGGAUGUGA
Molecule: messenger RNA, 2787 nt
Organism: Notothenia coriiceps (black rockcod)
Lineage: Eukaryota; Metazoa; Chordata; Actinopteri; Perciformes; Nototheniidae
Gene: nckap1l
Product: NCK associated protein 1 like
Exons: 24
Coding region: 79-2787 (902 amino acids)
Biological process (GO): cortical actin cytoskeleton organization; neuron projection morphogenesis; cell migration
Cellular component (GO): SCAR complex
Source: RefSeq, a predicted model, not a curated record